AUGGCUUCUAAAACCCUAGCCUACCAUCCUCAAGCAGCUAAAUUCACUCCACUCAUAACUGAUAUAACGACCUGUCUCCUAAAUCUAAACCCACAAAGUCCAAAUCCAUCACGUAUAAAUAAAUCACUAUUAAACCAAUUUUCUUCUCAAUUACACCCAGAAUUAGUAAUUCAGGUCAUAAAAAAACAAUCCAAUCCAUACCAUGCACUCUUCUUCUUCAACUGGGCAUCAAACCCAUCUCCAAACCCUAAAAAUUAUGUCCAUAGCCACCAUUGUUAUGUUGCCAUUACUGACCACCUUCUCUCACACUCAAUCUUCGACGCCGCGUCUUCUCUUCUUGAAAAUGCUAAUAGAUUCUCUGAUUUAAUGGCCAGUAAGUUUAUAAUUGCGUACGGUAAUCAUAGAAAUGUUGACAAGGCAAUGGAUUGGUUCUGUAAGGCGAAAACUUUUGGAAAUGGGAACGUUUUGUUUUCUUAUAAUGCAAUUUUGAAUGUUCUAGUUGAUGGUGGUCGGAUUAGUUUGGCCCAGUCAAUUUUUGAUGAGAUGGUGCGUAGUGUUUCAGUGAAGCCUGAUGUUUCGAGUUAUUGUGUAAUGAUUAAGGGUUAUUGUAGAAUUGGGAAAUUUGAGAACGCGUGGAAGGUGUUCGAUGAAAUGUCUGAACCAAAUUUGGUUUGUUAUAAUACUAUGAUUAAUGGGUAUUGUAAGAAGGGAGACAUGAAGAAAGCGAAAGAGGUUCUUUAUAGGUUGAUGGAGAGUAAGCAUUGUUUGCCUGAUGCGGUUUCUUAUACUACUUUGAUUGAUGGGUAUUGUAAAAAAGGUGAACUUGAUGAGGCAAUGAAGUGGAUGAGUGAAAUGAAGAUUCGGUGUUGUAAGCCCAAUUUGUUGACUUAUAAUGCGUUGAUUUAUGGGUUGUGUAUGAAGGGGGAUGUGGAUAAGGCUAAGAGGUUGAUGACGGAGAUGAGAUUAAAUGGAGUGAGAGAGAAUUUUAGUACUCAUUUGAGUAUAUUAAAGGGGUUCUCGUGGGCGGGAAAGUCGGUUGAAGGUGUUAACUAUUUCAGGGAAAUGAUUCGGAAAGGAAUGAAACCUGAUGCGAAAGCGUAUGCAAUUGUUAUCAAUGGGUAUUGCAAGAUUAGGAAACUAAAUGAGGCAAUUGCCCUAUUAAAGGAAAUGCAGGCAAAAGGCAUUCAUCCUAGCGUUUCGAGUUUUAAUGCGGUGUUUAGGAUUCUUAUGGAGCUUGAGGAGUUUGAUACGGCGAUUUUUCUUGUGAGGAAGAUGAAAGCAAUGGGUUGCAGACCAAAUCUCGUGUCAUACGACAUAGUGAUUAGCGGUCUCUGUAAUACUAAAGGUAGAAUGCAAAAUGUUAAAGAGCUUCUUGACAACAUGUUUCACAAUGGUCUUGCGUGUGAUGCAGCAAUGUAUAAUUCCUUAGUUAAGGGAUAUUGUGAGAAUGGAAACGAGGAAGUGGCUAGGCUGGUAUUUUAUGAAGCAAUUGAUAAGAAUUAUGUCGUUAAUACAGAGAGCUUUUCGGUUUUUGUCAAGAAGUUGUGUGAAAACGGGAAAGCUUUUCAGGUCGAAAAUAUGUUCGAGGAGAUGUGUAAGAGAUGUUGUGUAGCUGAUGUGGAUAGUUACAGAAGGAUACUAGAUGAGCAAUUAGUAGCGUAUUCGAGUGGAGGAAGUUGA
Mercurialis annua (annual mercury) is the source of this 1680-nucleotide messenger RNA. RefSeq names its product putative pentatricopeptide repeat-containing protein At1g74580. The record is from RefSeq and is a predicted model, not a curated record. The coding region runs from base 1 to 1680 and encodes 559 amino acids. Lineage: Eukaryota; Viridiplantae; Streptophyta; Magnoliopsida; Malpighiales; Euphorbiaceae. Gene Ontology annotation, molecular function: protein binding. The transcript has a single exon.